Messenger RNA from Anopheles marshallii, 1011 nucleotides. RefSeq names its product protein Mo25 (gene Mo25). The record is from RefSeq and is a predicted model, not a curated record. Lineage: Eukaryota; Metazoa; Arthropoda; Insecta; Diptera; Culicidae. Bases 1 to 1011 code for a protein of 336 amino acids. Gene Ontology annotation, biological process: intracellular signal transduction. Gene Ontology annotation, molecular function: protein serine/threonine kinase activator activity. The transcript has 6 exons.
AUGCCACUGUUCGGCAAGUCGCAGAAAAGCCCGCAGGAGCUGGUGAAGGCCCUCAAGGAGGCGGUCAACUCGCUGGAGCGCGGCGAUAAAAAGGCGGAAAAGGCACAGGAGGAUGUUAGUAAAAAUUUGGUACUGAUCAAAAACAUGCUUUACGGCACUUCCGACGCCGAACCGCAAACGGAAAUCGUUGUUUCCCAGCUGGCCCACGAGCUGUACAGCACCAAUCUGCUGCUGCUUCUCAUACAGAACCUGAACCGCAUCGACUUCGAGGGUAAAAAGGACGUGGCGCAGAUCUUCAACAAUGUGCUCAGAAGACAGAUUGGUACACGGUCGCCAACGGUGGAAUACAUCUGCACAAAGCCAGAGAUUUUGUUCACUCUUAUGGCUGGAUAUGAGCAUCAGGAGAUCGCACUCAACUGUGGUACGAUGCUGAGGGAGUGUGCCCGUUAUGAGGCGCUCGCCAAAAUAAUGCUACACUCGGACGAGUUUUUCAACUUCUUUCGCUACGUCGAGGUGUCCACGUUCGACAUAGCGUCCGAUGCAUUUUCCACGUUCAAGGAGCUGCUCACCCGCCACAAGAUACUGUGUGCCGAAUUCCUGGAGCAGAACUACGACAAGGUGUUUAACCAUUACGAACAUCUGCUCAACUCGGAAAAUUACGUGACGAGGCGACAGAGCCUUAAGCUGCUCGGUGAGCUGUUGCUCGAUCGACACAACUUCACGGUUAUGACCAGGUACAUCUCCAAUCCGGACAACUUGAAGUUGAUGAUGAACAUGCUCAAGGAAAAAUCGCGCAACAUACAGUUUGAGGCGUUUCACGUAUUCAAGGUGUUUGUCGCGAAUCCAAACAAACCGAAACCGAUCCUGGAUAUUUUGCUGCGCAACCAGGAAAAGCUUGUUGAUUUUCUGACCCGAUUCCACACCGACCGCUCGGAAGACGAGCAAUUCAACGACGAAAAGGCUUACCUGAUCAAACAGAUCAAGGAGCUAAAGCCGGCACCGGAUCAAUAG